AAUGUCCCGUUCUCUCUGUUUCGCCGGGAAAUCUCAGAGAACAGUAGAACGAUUGGAGGACAGAAUGUAGAUGAAAGUAAAUAAGAACGUUUAGUGUUUAGUUGCUCUCCCUUCAAUGACGGCUGAGGCACUAAUUCCUCUGCUUGAGUGCGAUAUGGAAGCUGCGAAUGAAAAUUGUUCAGCCUCCCCAGGCGAUGAAAUGAAUAAACAGGACAUUCCGAAAAUCCAAUCUUCAAAGGAUAAGAUUCCUGGAGGCGAGCUUUGGAAUGAUGGACUCAUCUGUGCUUUUGAAUUUGUCUCCGUGCCUCGAAGAAGUAAAUUAGCAGAAGAAGUUCAAGAGGUCGCGAAAAAGAGAGUCUCACAUGGCGAUCAAACUAAUUGCUUAUUAAGAACAAAAGAUACAGGAAACUGCUCGAAUGAUUCUUCUUUAAUAGUUGAAUCUGGAGUUAAUAAGAGUCAGUCACAUAAUCUCCAUGGCAACAGAGAAAGGCUUCCAAGGAGCUACUGGAGACCAAUUGGAUGGGCAAGAAUUUCUGAGCUUAUACAGACCGUUCAGGUUGAAACUGAGUGGGCCUCAUCAGAAUCGCGUGGUUUCUCAGAUGAAGAAACUGAUGUCACUGCCGCAGAUGUUGCAGCCCCUUGCUGGGAACGGCCGGUGGGUCCGACUUGGUGGUGUCAUGUGGAUGCAGGCCAUCCAUUUAUUAGAGCAUGGUUGAGCAGUGCUCAGUGGCUCCAUCCUGCUAUUAGCAUUGCUUUGCGCGAAGAAAAUAAACUAAUCAGUGAACGAAUGAGAUACCUUCUAUACGAGGUUCCCGUUCGGGUUGCCGGUGGACUGCUAUUUGAGCUUCUUGGGCAAUCUGCGGGUGAUCCUUUUGUUGAAGAAGAUGACAUCCCCAUUGUUUUAAGAGCAUGGCAAGCACAAAACUUUUUGGUGACAGCAUUGCAUGUUAAAGGUGUUACAUCCAACGUCAACGUAUUAGGCAUUAUAGAGGUUGAGGAAUUGCUUGCUGCUGGAGGGACUAAUAUCCCACAUUGCAUUCACGAGGUUGUAGCACACCUAACAAGUCAUCUGGCUCGAUGGGAUGAUAGGUUGUUCCGUAAACACGUAUUUGGGGCUGCAGAUGAAAUCGAAUUGAUGUUUAUGAACAGGAGGAACCAUGAGGAUUUACAUCUUUUCAGUAUAAUAUUGAACCAAGAAAUCAGAAGGUUAUCGGCCCAGGCUAUAAGAGUGAAGUGGUCACUCCAUGCACGAGAGGAAAUUGUUUUUGAACUUAUUCAACAAUUGAGAGGAAGUGAAGCAAGGACCUUGCUAGAAGGAGUACGAAAAAGUACUCGAGAAAUGUUAGAAGAACAAGAGGCAGUUCGUACUCGCUUAUUUACAAUUCAAGAUGUCAUGCAAAGCACAGUCCGUUCGUGGUUACAGGAUAGAAGCCUGACAGUGACUCACAAUUUAGGAGUCUUUGGUGGCGGGGGUCUUGUACUCUCCAUCAUAACUGGCCUGUUUGGUAUAAAUGUAGACGGAAUACCUGGAGCUGCUGAUGCUCCCUAUGCAUUUGCUCUAUUCUCUGGCCUCCUCGUUUUGUUAGGAGCUCUACUCGUUGGAAUUGGAUUGCUUUAUCUUGGGCUGAAGAAACCCAUUGUGGAAGAAAAUGUUGCAAUCAGAAAAUUGGAACUUCAAGAGCUGGUCAAGAUGUUUCAACAUGAAGCAGAAUCUCAUGCACAAGUGCGAAAAACUGUACCCCAGAAAGAUUUUCCUCGGACUGCAGCACGUAAGAAGCCACCAAAUUGUGCGCCCCAUCAUUUCCUUGUCUAGAAGACCCAGAUAAUUGGCAUGAUGAUUUAAGGCCAGGGGGUAAGUUUAACCGUUUCCUGGGGCCGAAAACGCUGCCACAUAUAAAGCCCAGUAAAGCCGCGAAGGGUAAGUUUCCACUUUCAAACGGUUAUGCGUAGCUCUCUCCCAUCACGUGAAACACCACACCGCCAUAACUCUUGACUCUCAGCUCAAAAAAUAUCAAAACCCUCAACCCACCAUUCUUCUCUUUUCUCUGGAUUGACUUUUAGUUGUCAACGUCAUAUCAAC
This is a messenger RNA of Neltuma alba, 2080 nucleotides long. RefSeq lists its product as uncharacterized. Gene Ontology annotation, biological process: transmembrane transport; metal ion transport. Gene Ontology annotation, molecular function: metal ion transmembrane transporter activity. The transcript has 9 exons. Bases 116 to 1813 code for a protein of 565 amino acids. Lineage: Eukaryota; Viridiplantae; Streptophyta; Magnoliopsida; Fabales; Fabaceae. Gene Ontology annotation, cellular component: membrane. The record is from RefSeq and is a predicted model, not a curated record.